AUGUCGACGACGGGGGUGAAUCGCCCAAAGACGGUUCCCGCCACCCGCGCCGGCCGCGCCGCGGGGUUCACCUCUCUUUUCAUGAAAAUCGCGUGGGAUAAAGCGAUCGGCGGGGGCGGGGAAGGGGCGGGCUCCGAGAAUGGCCUCCUCUCCCUCCGCAGCCAUCAGAGCAUCGUGGAGACGCUCUGUCGGAUGCGCGGCGCGGUGUUGAAGCUCGGCCAGAUGCUGAGCAUCCAAGACGAGCAGAUGGUGCCCGCCCACAUCACGGCGAUUUUCGAGCGGGUGCGGGAUCAGGCGCUCUCGAUGCCGCCUAAACAACUCAUGCGGGUUCUCGCCGAGGAGUUCAACGACAAAAACUGGCGGGAGACGCGCUUUGUGGAGUUCGACGAGACGCCGAUCGCGGCGGCGAGCAUCGGGCAGGUGCAUCACGCGCGGAUAAAAUCCUCAGCCCUUUCCGAGGAGGAGCGCGCUCGCCGUGGCGGUGGGGAGGAUUCCGUAGAGGUGGCGGUGAAGGUGCAGUACCCCGGCGUCGCCCAAAGCAUCGAUUCCGACGUGGCGAACCUGAAGAUGUUGAUGAAACUUAACAUUUUCCCCUCGGGUCUGUUCAUCGACAACGUCCUGAAGGAGAUGCGGAAUGAGCUGCGUUCGGAGUGCCAAUACGCGAUGGAAGGGGCGAAGCAGAAUCGGUAUCACGACUUAAUCAAAGCCGAUUCUUCCCUCAACACCUUUUUUUCCGUUCCUUAUGUCUUCCAGUCGUGCAGUACGGACCGCGUGUUGAUUUCCGAGUUCGUGCCCGGCAUCUCCAUUGAUCGACUCGCGAAGCGCGACGACAUUCCACAGGAAUUUUGCAACCAUUUGACGGAGCAGAUGCUGCUUUUGACCUUGAAGGAGCUCUUCUGCUGGUCUUUUAUGCAAACCGACCCAAACUACGCAAACUUUUUGUACGACGCGAACGCGAAUCGCGUGCAUCUAUUGGAUUUUGGCGCGGCGCGGAAUUACCCCCUUGAGUUUACGGAUAAUUAUUUGGAGCUGGUUGCCGCCGCUGCACGGCAAGAGCGUGAGGUCAUUGUAAAGAAGAGUAUUGAGCUUGGCUUUUUAUCUGGCCGUGAGGUGCUGGAGAUGAUUGAUGCGCAUGUGAGCAGUGUGGUGCUGCUGGGCAAGCCCUUUCGUGAUCCGAUGCACCCUUUCGACUUUGGCUCCGAGAACCUCCCCAGCCAAAUUGCGAAGUUCAUACCCAUCAUGUUGAAACUCCGCCUGCGUCCUCCACCUAUACAUUCCUACUCAUUGCAUCGCCGAUUGAGUGGUAUUAUUUUGUUAGCUUCGAAGCUCAAAGCCAUCGUACCGUGUGGUGAAAUUUUCUGGAAGAUCUAUGAGGACGCAAAGGAAGCGAUGUUGAAGAAGAGACAGGCGCAAGCGGCUUCGUCAUCGGAAUAG
Messenger RNA from Phytomonas sp. EM1, 1434 nucleotides. The record is from the annotation of a GenBank genome assembly. Lineage: Eukaryota; Euglenozoa; Kinetoplastea; Trypanosomatida; Trypanosomatidae.